This is a messenger RNA of Pleuronectes platessa (European plaice), 2923 nucleotides long. Its product is annotated as neuromedin-K receptor. Bases 100 to 2322 code for a protein of 740 amino acids. The transcript has 3 exons. Gene Ontology annotation, cellular component: membrane. Lineage: Eukaryota; Metazoa; Chordata; Actinopteri; Pleuronectiformes; Pleuronectidae. Gene Ontology annotation, biological process: positive regulation of Rho protein signal transduction; phospholipase C-activating G protein-coupled receptor signaling pathway; thrombin-activated receptor signaling pathway. Gene Ontology annotation, molecular function: thrombin-activated receptor activity. The record is from RefSeq and is a predicted model, not a curated record.
UUUUUUUUAAGGAAGUGAGGCAAAGCCGCGCCCGCGAACGCACAUAAACACACAGAGACAACCUCACACACUUGCUGUAACUCGUCUCCCUUUGCAGUAAUGACUUCUGUUACUCGGUGGCAUCAGCUGCUCCUGCUCCUGUGUUGCCUACAGACCGUCCUGUCGCAGAAAGACGAAAGAGGCCUCACUGGAACGGAGACAAACAAUGGGGUGUGGGUCAGCUCCCAAGCCAAAGAAGUCCUCAGCAGUAGCCUCACGACCAUCUUCCUCCCGAUCAUCUACAUCAUCGUGUUUGCUGUGGGGCUGCCCACCAACGCCUUGGCGAUCUGGGUGUUCCUCUUCCGCACCAAGGAGAAGCACCCGUCCUCCAUCUACAUGGCCAACCUGGCCCUGGCCGACCUGCUCUUCGUCAUCUGGGUCCCCCUAAAAAUCGCCUACCACUUUAAUGGCAACAACUGGAUCUACGGAGAGGGUCUGUGCAAAGUGCUGGUGGCGUUUUUCUACGCCAACAUGUACUGCUCCAUCGCCUUCAUCGCCUGCAUAAGUGUUCAGCGUUACUGGGCCGUGGUCAACCCGCUGUCCCUCCAUCAGAGGAACAACCGUGUAGCUGUGUGCGUCUCCGUCGCAGUGUGGGUGGUGGUCUGGCUGCUCACCAUCCCUCUGUACCUCUACGACCAACAGGUCCGUGUCACCGAUCUCAACAUCUUCACAUGCCAUGAUGUCACCAAGCCCAGUCAGAAGGAAAUAGCUGCAGGCUACUUCCUGACAAUGGGCAUAGUGGGGUUUGUGGCUCCCACCGUUGUGUGCAUCAUCUCCUACGUCCUUAUGCUCAAGGCGCUCAGGAACAGCAUGAAGGACGAAAACAUCGCCAAGAAGCGACGAAAGGCCGUGGUCUUGAUCAUCACAGUGUUGGUUAUGUUCUUAGUGUGUUUCACUCCCAGUAACAUAAUGCUGCUGGUGCACUACAUCCUGCUGCUGGGCGGGGCAACCGACAACCUGUACGGAUUCUACAUCACCACCCUGUGCUUGGCGAGCCUCAACAGCUGCUUCGACCCCUUUGUGUACUACUUCAUCUCCGAGGACUUCCGGGACCAUGUGAAGAACACGUUCCUGUGCAGGAGUGAGAGGACGGUGGAGAGGAUGAGGGUCUCCUUCAGCGCUCUGAAGUACUCGAAGAAGAGCAACACGUACACGUCCGACUCACGGAACACGCAGAGCACUGAAUCUAAGGCCAAAGGACGGGGGUUCAUCGGGGUUAUAGACCCUGAAAACUCUGGACAAGUUGUUGUGGACCGCGCCACUGCAGAGACGUUGAAGAGUCCCCUCACCACAGUCUUUCUCCCAAUCAUCUACAUCAUCGUAUUUUUGGUGGGACUUCCUGCCAACGGCAUGGCACUCUGGGUCUUCCUCUUCAGGACCAAAAAGAAGCACCCGUCAUCAAUUUACAUGGCCAACCUGGCACUGGCUGACCUGCUCUUUGUCAUUUGGACGCCCCUAAAAAUCGCCUACCACCUAAACGGCAACGACUGGACCUAUGGAGAGCCGCUGUGCAAAGUCCUUGUGAGCUUCUUCUACGGUAACAUGUACUGCUCCAUUCUGUUCAUCACUUGUCUCAGUGUGCAGAGGUGCUGGGUUGUGGCUCACCCUCUGUCCCAGCAGAGCAAGAACACCAACGUGGCUGUUGGCGUGUGUGUCUCCAUCUGGGCUUUCAUCUGGCUCACCACCACCCCUCUGUACCUGUAUGACCACACUGUCAAGCUCAAAGACCCGAACAUCACCACCUGCCAUGACGUCAACGUCAUAGAAGACCUAGAAAAUCCAUUCCCCUCUGUCCAGCUCCCGUUCUACUACUUCACCUUCAUGGCCGUCGUUGUGUUCCUCAUCCCUUGUGUAGUGAUCGUUGUGGCCUAUAUUCUGUUACUCAGAGCUCUUGGGAACAGCAUGGAGGAAAGUACGGCAGCAAAGAACCGACACAGAGCCGUGGUGUUGAUCGUGACCGUCCUGGUGACAUUCAUGGUGUGUUUCAUCCCCAGUAACAUCAUGCUGGUGGUGCAUUACGCUCUACUGAAGAAUGGAGUGAUAAAUAAUGGUUACGGCUUCUACAUCUCCACAUUAUGCCUGGCCAGUCUCAACAGCUGCCUGGACCCGUUCAUCUACUACUUUGUGUCUGAGGACUUCAGGAACCACGUGAAGAACACUCUGCUGUGCCGCAGCAGCAGGACUGUGGAGAGGAUGAGAGUUUCAUUCAGCUCCAUGAAAUACUCCAGGAAGAGCAAGUCAUAUGUGUCAGACACAGGGGACACAAAGAGCAGCACAUGUUAGCCAGAUAAAGCAGAGAUAUCGUGCCUGUGCUUGCACUGUAGUGUUCAGAUAACAUGGCAUCACACAGGCAGUGAGGCACUGGGACACAUUCUAUAAAGAUAAGGCCGGUCAGUUGCAACCAGUUAACCUCGAGGCAUCUCAUAUCCAGAUGUGAACAUGACUACUGGAAUGAAUGCGAUUCAUUUUAAGAUGUGUGUUACUUCAUUAUGAACAGAUGUUUGGUUUUAAAAUGUGAAACUUUUAUGCAUAUUGUUAUAUUUUGUGUAUAUGUAAAGAUAGAAAGGGCCUUUUUAAGGCCUGACUUGGCUGCACAGAUAAAUGUGGGUUUCCUAAGAUUUUCACUGCACUGAAGAACAUUUACAAACAAUGUCUGAUAUAAGAGCCAAACUGAACUGAUUUGUGCAGCAGAUCAGUUGUGUCUUAUUUUAUGUCAGUCAGACUUUGGUCAAAUUAUUUAGCACCAUUCCUGCAGCAAGUUUUAACGUAACUUUUACUUUUAAACCACCUCUUUCUGAGGUGUUUAUCUAAUUUAAAGUUUUAAUGCGCCAAGGAAAAUGGUGUAAUUGUUGUAUAGUUUCUUAAAUAAAUGAUUGAAACAACA